Pocillopora damicornis (cauliflower coral) is the source of this 5159-nucleotide messenger RNA. RefSeq names its product A disintegrin and metalloproteinase with thrombospondin motifs 6. Gene Ontology annotation, biological process: proteolysis; extracellular matrix organization. NCBI's taxonomy places the organism in Eukaryota, Metazoa, Cnidaria, Anthozoa, Scleractinia, Pocilloporidae. The record is from RefSeq and is a predicted model, not a curated record. Gene Ontology annotation, cellular component: extracellular matrix. Gene Ontology annotation, molecular function: metalloendopeptidase activity.
GCAGAUGGGCGGAACGGAAUAAUAAUCCACUGGAUAACGAUGAAAAUCAUUAUGACUACGCUACCCUCUUUACCAGAUAUAACAUUUGCAAGGACAAGAACCAACCAUGUGAUACGUUAGGUCUUACAAGGACACGUGGAAUGUGCAACUUUCCGAACUCGGCAUGUGUUGGUCAAGAUAAUGGUUUGAUGCUUGGAAUGACACUAGCUCAUGAGACAGGACACAGUCUUGGAAUGAACCACGACAGAGGAGCGUGCCCUGAUGGUGUAAACAUCAUGGCGUCUUUACCGGCUGGGAAAAAGUCUGCUUUCUCUUGGUCACCCUGCAGUAAAAACUAUCUUCAGCAGUUUUUAAAUUCAGAUGAUUCGCGCUGCUUGGAUGAUAAUCCAACCAAAAAGAAUGUGAUAGAGACCAGGACGCUGGAUAAACCUGGCAGACUGUACGAUGCUGAUGAACAAUGCCAGCUGGCUUACGGCCAAGCUGCUAAGUUCUGUGGUGGAGGGAAGUUUCUGGACCAAAUCUGCGUGAAGCUUUGGUGUGAGGUACCUGGCGGAAGCGGAAACUGCAAGACGGCGGAGAUGCCGGCAGCUGAUGGAACACCGUGCGGAGAUAGUAAGUGGUGUAGGCGUGGUCAGUGUAUUCAGCUUGGUACUGAGGGCGCCGACACUGUGGAUGGUGGUUGGUCAGAGUGGUCCGCUGAGUAUUCUGACUGCAGUAGAUCGUGUGGGGGAGGGGUGCAGUUCAGAGAACGGAGAUGUAUAGCACCACGCCCCAAAAAUGGAGGGAAACGAUGCGAAGGAGAAGAAAGAAAAUACAGGCUCUGUAAUACUGCGGGCUGUUCAUCUGAUACACUGGAAUACAGAAACCAUCAGUGUCAAUUAAAGAAUUCUCAGCUGUUCAACGAUCAGUAUUACGAGUGGGAAUGGAAACCAUCAACUCUAAAGAGCAAGUGUGUUCUAGGAUGCUUUAUCAAAGGAACUGGGUUAGGUUUUGCUUUUGGAAAUGUUGCUGAUGGUACAGACUGUGAAAAGAAUUCCCUUGAUAAAUGUAUUGAGGGACAGUGUACGAAAGUGGGCUGUGAUGGAAUCAUUGGUUCCACAGCAGUUGUCGAUAGAUGCGGUGUAUGUAACGGAGACGGAAGUUCAUGCGCACCCGGUUCCAGGGAUAGUGUGGCAAGAAACACCACUAGCACAAAGAAGGCGGUCACUCCAGGAGCUGUCAAUCUUAUAACAAGCGCUUUGGAUUGGUUGAAGCGAAUGGGUUAUGAUGUAGAUAGGCGUGGACAAAUCGCUUCUCCCGAAAGCGCCACAAAAGACUCGCAGAAAGAUAACUUUUACUGGGCCGUUGUUAAGUCUGGCUGUAGUGUUUCGUGUGGUGGAGGCUCGGAAGUGUCCUAUGCUGAGUGUCGAAGGUCAGAUGAUGGUUCUCCAGUUAACGUAGAAAAGUGUGACUCUGGCUUGAGACCACCAAGAGAAACAGUCCACUGCAACUAUCAACCGUGCCCACCUGUCUGGAAACCAGAAGGUUGGGAAGAUUGUUCUCAGACCUGUAACGGAGGAAACAGAACCCGUGAAAUAAAGUGCAUGCAGGUAGCAGCUGAUGGUAUUGAAUAUGACGUUGAUUCCAGGCUCUGCUCGGAUCCUAAACCAUCCAUGGUAGAAGCGUGCAAUAAUGUCCCGUGUCCACCCGAGUGGGUGGCUCAGCCAUUUGGACAGUGUUCCACAAGAUGUGGGCGAGGUGUUCAGAAGCGAACAGUGAAAUGCAUGAGGGCUGACCACAGAGGUAACCUGAUGGACAUGGAGGAAGCACAAUGUGAUGCGACUCUAAAGCCACCGAUACAUGAAUACUGCAAUGUGCAUAAUCCUUGUCCUGGAGAUGACAAUUGUGGUGGAAACUUUACAACAGAUGUUGGCACUUUCUCCUCUCCCAGCUACCCGGCAGACUACCCGGACAACAAAGAAUGUGUUACUACUAUCACAGUCAACCCCAGCAAGGUCAUCAAGCUUAACUUUCACAGCAUGCAAGUAGUCUCCCCAGAAGACACAUCGCAAUCGGAGAAGUGUAAAGGGGACUUUGUAAAGGUUAUGGAUGGCGACUGUUCGGCAUUCAAAGCUGAAACGAGAUACUGUGGAAAACAGGAACCUGCUCCAUUCUUUUCCACCGGAAACAAACUCUGUGUUAAGUUCUUUUCUGACGAGUCUCAGACAGCUCAGGGAUUCAGUGCAAGUUAUGAGGCUGUAGAUCGACCAACUAACCCUGGAGAUCAGUGUGGUGCUACUCUGACGUCACCAGUUGGUUUGAUUACGUCACCUAACUAUCCAGAGCCUUAUCCAAGUAAUGAGGAAUGUAAUACCACUAUCAAAGUCAUCAAGGGACCAAUCAAAGUUGCUUUUCAAGCAUUUGACGUAGGAAAUGCAAAUUGCGAAGAUGAUUAUGUGGUGGUGGACGAACCCAUUCGAGGAAAGACAAGAAAGCUUUGCGGAAAUCAGAUCCCACAAUCAUUCAACAUUUCGUCAAACGAGCUCAAGAUUGCUUUCAAGUCAGCGGAGCGCCUUGGAAGACCCAAACCAGGAUUUGUAGCGACGUACACAUCAGGAACUACACCAGAUGAAUUACGAAAGUCAGCUGGAAAUGCAGGAAUAAAAACUUUUACUUCUAAACUAGAUCAAGGACUCUUGGCGGAUGCAGUAACUAGAGAACAUAUUCCGAAACCUUCUAGUACUGGGCUUCCGGCAGGGAUGGGAGUGGACUUCUUACCUGUUUCAAGACAAGACAGCAAAGAAGUCUCAAAGGAAGAAGGAGAAGACAUUGACGCUGGUAUCGGAGAGACAGACAAAGAGAAUAUCGAUGACGAUAUAAUAACUAAGCCCACUAGUGGUCUUCAGAGUGCACUUAGUCAACUCAACGGUGACUUGAGUGGCAGUGGUAGUGCAGAUGACCAAAAAAGCAACCAAACAGAAGCCAGUAACUCAACACUCGGCGGAGAGGAUGACGUACCACAGGAUAGUGGGAAACAGAACCAGACAGAAGGUAACCAUAGUGAUGAUGUCACAAAGGAAACAAUACCAGAGACCCAAGAAAACGCUGUUAAUGGAACUACCUCGAAUAGCACUAAUGAUUCCCAGAUGAACGAAAAUGCUGAAAAUAAAUCAACGAUCGAUGAUUUACAAACUUCAAAGAAUUCAUCGGCAUCAAAUGACCUAUCGUCUGUUCAAGACAUCCCGGGAAAAGGGCUGGCCGGACUCAUAAAACCCAUCCUCAACCAAGGGUCGUGUCCCCCAAUCAAGUCUCUAAGCUGUCUGAACCUACUCUAUUCAUUUCCGUGUUCCAAUGAUGAUGAUUGUAUCGAGAAUGGUAUGACAUGCUGCAACACCAAAUGUGUAUAUGGUAAAAAGAUGUGUAUUCCACGAGUUUCAGCAGUUUGUCCGCUUAGAACUCCAUAUUACACUGGAUUCCAAACAUGCAAAGACUCAGGAGAUUGUGGAACAGGAGGAGUGUGUUGCAUGGAUAUGGCAGGAAGGCACUAUUGCCAUCAGCUCAGCUCGGUUGAAUAAAAACCCUGUGAACGACAAAACGAACACAUGAGCUCAGCAUAUCAACAUCAUAAGAGCAAGACCUUUUUCCUUUCAUCACUCACGUUCUUUGGACACAUCAAUUCGGAAAGAUUUUAUGCGUUACCUCAAGAAAGAACACCUUUCGUCUUUCGUCGACGGCUUCAAUGCGACAGCUCAAUUUAUGAUUUCAAAUGCUCGGACACAAGCUGAAUCGUAACUCUGCUCAAUAUGUAUAUAAAAACCCAUAUUGCCUGUAGAAAAAUGAUGCUUUUUUGUAUAAUAAUUAUUUUCUGAACUCCAUUAAGAUAGCCAGGCGUGUCAAAAAACUAAUACAUACACUUCACUUCCAGGUUUAAAAAUUCUCCCUGUCUGCCAUGAAUUUCUUACAUUGAAGCAGAUCUGAUAAUCUGGAUUGUAAUCUAGCGGUGUUUAUGAGGCUUUAUUCUCAUCAUCUGUAUUCUUGACAUAGUAUUGAAAUUUUAGAGAGAUAUUACUUAUUGGUCAUUCCAUGGGCUGAAAGGGUUAAUAACGGAGAUUUGCAUCUGUUUGUCUAGUGAAACGAAGUCGUGCUCUAGCCGGUGCACAAGUUGGAAUUAAACAACUUGUCAGUAUAUAUACAUCUGAUAUCGCCGCGGGAUUUACCUUCAGUAUAGGUUUAAAUUCAUUGCGGCAAUUGUUAACGAGCUGCGCAUUUACUGGAUCACUAAAGAAAUUAUACAUAUAUUUCAAAUACAUAAGUAUAUUUUAUAUCAUGGUACAAAAAUUUUUUAAUGUGAAUAUAGUGUCACUAAAAUAACAUGUGAUAGACUGAUGCAGCUCCUAAGACGAUGAAACGAUGUUCAAUUCAAGGUUUUGACGACUACAAAAUCGUUUCCUACCGCUUUUUCGAAAGAAUCUUCAUUUACGAACUAAUUUCGUGAUAUAUUUUGCACAUAUAUUUAUUCACUUAUGGAACCAUGAUCGUAUCCACGAACCAUAAUCAUUUCUUUGGCUUUUACUUACUUAAAGAUGUAACAACGAGAUUUGAAGAUUAUGACAGUCAAAUUGAAGAUGAAUGAUUUCUACUAAUUUUCCAGAACUUUACAAAAAAAAUUGCAUUUCCUUCUCGAACUCAUUAAUUCUCUGUUUUAGAUAACGGUCUCUAAACCUUAAAAAGUUUCGUUCAGUUCUGAACCAUAAUAAAAUCUGAAAAGCAUACUGUUUCAAGGACGUACGAUAUUUUGCAGAUACGUUUUUGUAUCUGAAAAUUACGCUGCGCACGCUUUUCAGUCCAGGAAGGAGAAAAGUACAAAAGCUUCUUUAUUGCUUAAAAUAUCCGGCAAUGAUUUAACCCCUAAAACUAGCUGACCAACAAACAUUUAACACCCAUUCGGCGUAACAAAUAUCUAUCAUGUCGGCCAGUAACAUGAGGUAUGAUCACAGCGGGUUCAAUCUAUCGACGAUAACUGAUUAGUUUCAUUAAUUUUCAGCUAAUUUAAUUUCCACCUGUAUUUGUAAGUGUACUCGCGUAAAUUAAAGGUUUGGUCCCUUGCAAUAAUUCGCAUCACUUGUGAAGUAUGAAUGAUCAACAAAAAUGAUAAUAAAAAAGUCACUUUUUUUAAAGAA